CCAGAAUGCCCCCCUUUGUCUCCUGCCUCCCUGGGUCUCUUCUGCUCUGGGCGCUGCUGCUGUUGUUCUUGGGGCCAGCGUCUCCCCAGGAUUCCGAAGAGCCAGACAGCUACACGGAAUGCACGGAUGGCUAUGAGUGGGACCCAGACAGCCAGCACUGCCGGGAUGUCAACGAGUGUCUGACCAUCCCUGAGGCCUGCAAGGGCGAGAUGAAAUGCAUCAACCACUACGGGGGCUACUUGUGCCUGCCACGCUCGGCUGCCGUCAUCAAUGACCUACAUGGAGAGGGUCCCCCACCACCAGUGCCCCCGGCUCAGCACCCCAACCCCUGCCCACCAGGCUAUGAGCCCGACGAUCAGGAGAGCUGUGUGGAUGUGGACGAGUGUGCCCAGGCUCUGCACGACUGUCGCCCCAGCCAGGACUGCCAUAACUUGCCUGGUUCCUACCAGUGUACCUGUCCCGACGGCUACCGCAAGGUCGGGCCCGAAUGUGUGGACAUAGAUGAGUGCCGCUACCGCUACUGCCAGCACCGCUGCGUGAACCUGCCCGGUUCCUUUCGCUGCCAGUGCGAGCCGGGCUUCCAGCUGGGGCCCAACAACCGCUCCUGUGUGGAUGUGAACGAGUGUGACAUGGGGGCCCCCUGUGAGCAACGCUGCUUCAACUCCUACGGGACCUUUUUGUGUCGCUGCCACCAGGGCUACGAGCUGCAUCGGGAUGGCUUCUCCUGCAGUGAUAUUGAUGAGUGUAGCUAUUCUAGUUACCUCUGCCAGUACCGCUGUGUCAACGAGCCAGGCCGCUUCUCCUGUCAGUGCCCACAGGGCUACCAGCUGCUGGCCACACGCCUCUGCCAAGACGUUGAUGAGUGUGAGUCUGGUGCACACCAGUGCUCUGAGGCCCAAACCUGUGUCAACUUCCAUGGGGGCUACCGCUGUGUGGACACCAACCGCUGUGUGGAGCCCUAUGUCCAGGUGUCUGACAACCGCUGCCUCUGUCCAGCCUCCAACCCCCUGUGUCGAGAGCAGCCUUCGUCCAUCGUGCACCGCUACAUGACCAUCACCUCGGAGAGGAGUGUGCCCGCUGACGUGUUCCAGAUCCAGGCGACCUCGGUCUACCCGGGCGCCUACAAUGCCUUUCAGAUCCGCGCUGGAAACUCACAAGGGGACUUCUACAUAAGGCAAAUCAACAAUGUCAGCGCCAUGCUGGUCCUCGCCCGGCCAGUGACGGGCCCCCGGGAGUACGUGCUAGACCUGGAGAUGGUCACCAUGAACUCCCUCAUGAGCUACCGGGCCAGCUCUGUACUGAGACUCACCGUCUUCGUGGGGCCCUACACCUUCUGAGGAGGGGGGCCCUCCCUGCAUCCCCCCAUAGCUGAGGAGCCUGGGCUUAGGGAUGUCUGUGUCCUGCUCAAAGGGAAGACUUGUGAAGGGCAGAAAGAAAGGCAAUAAAGAGAGAAAGGAGGAGUCCUGGUGGCUGAGGUGGGCGGGUCACUGCAGCAAGCCUCCGGCUGGGGAAGGACCAGCCUCGUGGGAGGCGGGCCACAUCCAAAAGGGGCUCUGAGCUCAGGCCGAGGGGGCCCCAUGGUUGGGGGCUGGGAGCCACAUCCCACGGGCUUCCAAGUCACCCUGAGAGGGGCGAAGGUGAUGAGUUGUGCAGACUCCAGGCCCCAGCCCAGAGAUUUGGACUUGGCUGGUUUGCAGGGCUCCUGAGAAACCCCUCUGGGUAGCACCACAAGGCCCUGCAUGUAUUUGGAUGAGCCCUCGUAGCUCCCGGGCCUGUUUUCCAAUCUAUAAAGUGGGACAACUGGA
This is a messenger RNA of Carlito syrichta (Philippine tarsier), 1805 nucleotides long. RefSeq names its product EGF containing fibulin like extracellular matrix protein 2 (gene EFEMP2). Gene Ontology annotation, molecular function: calcium ion binding. The transcript is spliced from 10 exons. The record is from RefSeq and is a predicted model, not a curated record. Bases 6 to 1337 code for a protein of 443 amino acids. NCBI's taxonomy places the organism in Eukaryota, Metazoa, Chordata, Mammalia, Primates, Tarsiidae.